Messenger RNA from Auanema sp. JU1783, 1119 nucleotides. The record is from the annotation of a GenBank genome assembly. Lineage: Eukaryota; Metazoa; Nematoda; Chromadorea; Rhabditida; Rhabditidae.
AUGAAUCGGAAACUUCGUGUCGUUGUUGGAUUGUCAGGUGGCGUAGAUAGUACUGUUUCUGCCUUUCUUCUCAAAAAAGCCGGCUACGAUGUCCAAGGAGCUUACAUGGUGAAUUGGGAUCAUGUGGAGGAAGGAGUCUCUGAUUGCCCGAGGACAUUGGAUGAAGCAGAUGCAAGACGGGUUUGCGAUAGGCUUGAUAUACCUUUCCACUCAGUUAACUUUGUAAAAGAGUAUUGGAAUCAAGUAUUCACAGGUAUGUUGGAAAACUAUAGGAAGGGCAGAACUGUUGUUCCGGAUGUUCAAUGUAAUCAGUUCAUUAAGUUCGAACAUUUCCACAGUUAUGCUAUCAAUGAGCUAGGAGCGGACUUUAUUGCAACCGGUCACUAUGCGUCUACAUCUCGAAAUGAUUUCCACGAGCCGCGUUUCGGAAGAGUGAAGUUAUUGUGUAGCAAAGACCCCAUAAAGGAUCAAACGUACUUUUUAUGUACACUAGCUCAACGUCAACUUGAAAAGGCAAUGUUUCCUGUUGGGAAUAUGAACAAAACAGAAGUUGUACAAAUAGCCAGGGAGCAGGGGUUCGACGAUAUAUCGUCCAAAUCCGAGAGCAUGGGAAUAUGUUUCGUGGGUAAAAGAAAAAAGUUUGAUGAAUUUAUGAAUCAGUACAUAAACCCUGUGGAAGGUGAUAUUGUCAUGCUGGAAGGGAAAAGAGUAGGGUAUCAUGAAGGAGUGCACCUAUUUACUCUUGGGAAAAGAAUAUCCAUAAAGUCACGAUCUCACCUGGGCUUGUUUGUGGCCAAAAUAGAUUAUAAGAGAAAUAUUGUUUAUGCGGUUGAAGGAUCACAUCACCCGAUUCUAUAUGCAACAAAAUUUUUAGUGAAGAAACCUAAAUGGAUUUGUGAUGACCCUAUAGAGCAAAAAAUGAAUGUCACAUGUAGAAUACAAAGAACGCAUCCAGCAAUUCCUUGUGAGAUAGAUACAGUAGGCAAUCUUUUAUCUGUGAAGCCUAUGCUACCCUUGAGAGCUGUAGCAGAUGGACAAAUGUGUGUUUUCUACAACAAGAACGAAUGUCUUGGUGGAGGUGAAGUGCAGACAGUUUGCUCAACCUUGCAUGAUAUGUAG